Molecule: messenger RNA, 540 nt
Organism: Mesorhabditis belari
Lineage: Eukaryota; Metazoa; Nematoda; Chromadorea; Rhabditida; Rhabditidae
Source: the annotation of a GenBank genome assembly
AUGCAUUUUUCUCUUCGCGAUAUGCCCAAGAAGAAGUUCAUCGUUUGGCAGGAAGUAGUCAAUAUGGGGAUCAAGCUUCCAAAAGGAGUUGUGGCUCAUAUUUGGACUGGAAAUCGAUCGGAACUCGCGAAAAAUCUAACAUCACAAGGAUUCUAUACUAUUUUGUCGGAAUGCUGGUAUCUUGAUCACAUUUCUUGGGAUAUUGAUUAUCAAUCGUACUACAAGUGCGAUCCACAGGAUUUCGACGGAAGUGACGCUCAAAAACGCAUGGUUUUAGGUGGAGAAGCGGCGAUGUGGGGAGAAAUGGUUGAUGCAACAAAUGCUAUUCAAAGAAUCUUCCCAAGAACGUCGGCUGUGGCUGAAAAGUUGUGGAGCAAUGGAGAGUUCACGAAGCAAGACCCAGAGAUCAUUUGGCCAAGACUGUCAGAGAUGCAAUGUCGAAUGGUUCGUCGUGGAUACCCAGCUCAACCAGGAUACGGCCCGGGGUAUUGUGAGGUCGAAUAUGAACCGAAUCUCCCCAAUUGGGAUCAGGAAAAGAUU